AUGGACGGCGACCGCGCCAGCCGCAUAUACGCGGUGCCCGACUCGCCCACGGUGAAGCUCACCAUGGGCCUGGAGCCCUUCAACGCGCUGGGCAUCGGCCGCUGGACAGCCGAGCACGCCCUGGGCAACGGCUCAGUGGCAAUCGAUGGUGACCGGGCACUGGGUGAGCGGAUUGUCGAGGUGAGAUCAUGGCGAUGGCAUUUGCUGACCCGCGCGGACGAAUCCCUGGCGGCGGAAUGGGCUGCCGCCGAAUGGCCGGCGCAGGGCUACGAGGUCUUGCUGGUUUGCGACACCACCGGUGCCAGCCCCGGAACUCCGUGGGCGGUUUUUUGCCCCUCCAUGGAUGUGGUCAGCAACGGCCGUGACCCUCAGGAUGCGCUCAAUAUGAUUGCCGAUGCCAUCUACGAAGCGCUGACGGAUCGCGUAACGGCGGCGAAAGGCGACGCAUAUGAUGAAGUCGUCGACAACAGCGAAGAACUUUACGAAGUCAUCAUCAUCGAGUCCGGCAAAGACUACGCCGUGCUAUGCCCCGGCAUACCCGGCGCCGUGUCACAAGGCGCUGACCGGGAGGAAGCUCUGAAGAUGAUUGCCGAUGCCAUGGCGAUGGCGCAAAUGUACCCGCUGCCCGGCGACGACACCGAACCUCGCCGGACAGAGUUGCGCGAGUUGGGGAAAGCCCGCAUUGCAGAACUGGUCGCAGAGUGCGAGCAAGAGGGCCUGGAGUAUUACGUGUGCGAGGUUGCGCCGCGGCUGAUAAGACCGUGGCUGGCAGUCGGAUAA
Messenger RNA from Geodia barretti, 780 nucleotides. NCBI's taxonomy places the organism in Eukaryota, Metazoa, Porifera, Demospongiae, Tetractinellida, Geodiidae. The record is from the annotation of a GenBank genome assembly.